AUGCAAGGCUCCAUGGCUUCUACCGUCUUUUCUAUGCCUUCGUUAGUUACAACGCUCAAAGCUCAAAGACCAAGACUUGUCCUUCUUCCAUGUCGUAAUUUCAUUCAACCUAACUUAACCCUCAAAUUUCCCAGAUUGGGGAUUUCUUAUUCAAAAACAAAGGAAUCAAGACAGGUUUCCCCUGUUGUGAUUUCUUGUUUGGUUGAAGAUAAUCCUGAAGCGUGUCAAGAAUCGGAAGGAUCUUCUGGCUCUCACGAAUCAAAUCCCGGAGCAACAAUAGACCUCAAACUCCCGAGAAGAAGCUUGUUAUUGCAUUUUACCUGCAAUUCUUGUGGUGUAAGAUCACAAAAGCUCAUAAACAGAUUAGCUUAUGAAAAAGGGACAGUUUUUGUACAGUGCACAGGGUGUUUGCAGUAUCACAAACUUGUUGACAAUCUGAAUCUUGUGGUUGAAUAUGAUUUAAGGGAGGAAAUAGAUAUAACUUCUGAUACAACAGAUCAAGUUUAA
This is a messenger RNA of Lactuca saligna, 507 nucleotides long. The record is from the annotation of a GenBank genome assembly. NCBI's taxonomy places the organism in Eukaryota, Viridiplantae, Streptophyta, Magnoliopsida, Asterales, Asteraceae.